This is a messenger RNA of Nematolebias whitei (Rio pearlfish), 1052 nucleotides long. RefSeq names its product pleckstrin homology-like domain, family A, member 1 (gene phlda1). The record is from RefSeq and is a predicted model, not a curated record. Gene Ontology annotation, biological process: positive regulation of apoptotic process. The coding region runs from base 90 to 548 and encodes 152 amino acids. Gene Ontology annotation, molecular function: phosphatidylinositol phosphate binding. Lineage: Eukaryota; Metazoa; Chordata; Actinopteri; Cyprinodontiformes; Rivulidae. The transcript has 2 exons.
UGGCAGCCACGCAUUAAUCCUCCACGCUGCUCCUGCGGGGCUCUCAGACGCGUCAGUCCGUUCGGCGGAGCUCUCAGCGGCGGCAGACCAUGCUGGAGGACGGGAGGAAGGUGCUGAAGGAGGGUCUGCUGGAGAAGAGGAGCGACGGGCUGCUGCAGCUCUGGAAGAAGAAGCGCUGCGUCCUCACGGAGGACGGCGUGCAGCUGCUGCCGCCCAAGCAGCACGACCAGCAGCAGCAGCAGCAGCAUGGCGGCGGGGGGGACGCGGGCAAAGUCAAGGAGCUGCACUUCGCCAACAUGAAGACCGUGGACUGCGUGGAGCGGAAGGGCAAGUACGUGUACUUCACGGUGGUGAUGACGGAGGGCAAGGAGAUCGACUUCAGGUGCCCGCAGGACGAGGGCUGGAACGCGGAGAUCACCCUGCAGAUGGUCCAGUACAAGAACCGACAGGCGAUCCUGGCCGUCAAGUCCACGCGCCAGAAGCAGCAGCUGCUCGUGGUGCAGAUGCCCGGACACAAGACGGUCCGCAGCGCCCCGAGCGUGGCGUGACCUGCGGCGGCCAGAGGCGGUGAAUUUGACACUCGGCUGAGGAAGAACAUGACCCCGGGUAUCAUCUCCGCCCUGCUGCUGCUCCGUCCUUCACGAGAAGACCCCGGACUUGUUGUGGGCUCCACAGACCAGGUCGCUGCCUCUUGUCAAUCAAAACAGACACUUCACAAAAGACUGAUGGACUAAAAGCAUGUGAGAAAACAACCGUAUUCUACCGCGCGAUGGGUUUGUCUCCUAUUUAUUCGACGUGUAAAUAUAUUUUUUAUAAAAAUGUUCCGUCGUUGAUGAAUGUUCCGUAUGGAUGUUGUUUGAGCGGAACAGGAAGUUCGUGGUCUGCGCUUCAUCGCCUACAAGUCACCUGAAAACACCCAGUAGAAACAGGAACGUUGCCCGGAGGUUCCUUAAAGGUUACGGAGCCGGUAACUUCGGAGACGUGCCGGCGACGCCCGUGGAGCGGUCCUUUCCACAACCGUUAGCAAACGUUCGUAAACGUUCCCGUGUUUA